UGAGUGUCGGACUCUUGACGUGGCACCGACUCCAUGUUGAGCUGGAUACGUCAUCAGCUCGGGAGCUCGCUCGAGCCGUGCGCGCGCUGUCACUUGAGUCUCUGAGGAGACACUAAUCAAGGCUUCAGAUUCCAGAGGGUGCUAUGGCGACCUUCCAGGAGUUCAUCCAGCAGAACGAGGACCGUGAUGGCGUCCGUUUCAGUUGGAACGUUUGGCCGUCCAGUCGUCUGGAAGCCACGCGUAUGGUGGUUCCUGUGGCCUCCCUGUUCACCCCGCUGAAGGAGCGGCCGGAUCUUCCCCCAAUUCAGUACGAGCCGGUGCUGUGCAGCCGGGCCACGUGCCGAGCUGUGCUCAAUCCUCUGUGUCAAGUGGAUUACAGAGCAAAACUCUGGGCUUGCAACUUCUGUUAUCAGAGAAAUCAGUUCCCACCAACUUACGCUGGAAUAUCCGAGGUCAACCAACCUGCUGAGCUUCUUCCACAGUUCUCCACUAUUGAAUAUGUUGUCCAGCGUGGUCCGCAGAUGCCCCUGAACUUCCUGUAUGUGGUGGACACAUGCAUGGAAGAUGAUGAUCUGCAGGCGCUGAAGGUCCUUCAGAUGUCCCUCAGCCUGUUGCCUCCCACUGCUCUGGUGGGCCUCAUUACGUUUGGACGCAUGGUCCAGGUUCACGAGCUGGGCUGUGAAGGCAUCUCUAAGAGCUACGUCUUCAGAGGCACCAAAGACCUCAGUGCUAAACAGCUUCAGGAGAUGCUUGGGUUAUCUAAACCCGCUGCAGCACAGGCAGGCAGAGGGCCACAACAGCCUCAGGUUCCUCCUUCAAACAGGUUUCUGCAGCCAGUACAGAAGAUAGAUAUGAAUCUGACAGAUUUGCUGGGAGAGCUGCAGAGAGACCCCUGGCCUGUGACUCAAGGAAAACGACCACUGAGAUCACUUGGAGUGGCUCUUUCCAUUGCUGUUGGUCUGUUAGAGUGCACUUUCCCUAACACUGGCGCUCGCAUCAUGGCUUUCAUCGGUGGGCCCGCCACUCAGGGUCCGGGUAUGGUGGUAGGAGAUGAACUGAAAACGCCUAUUAGAUCCUGGCACGACAUCGAGAAAGACAAUGCCAAGUUCAUGAAGAAAGCCACUAAACAUUAUGAAGCCUUGGCCAACCGUGCUGCCGCCAAUGGACACAUCAUUGAUAUUUAUGCAUGCGCUUUGGAUCAGACAGGAUUACUGGAAAUGAAGUGCUGCACCAACUAUACAGGGGGUUACAUGGUCAUGGCGGACUCUUUCAACACAUCCCUAUUCAAGCAAACCUUCCAGAGAGUUUUCACUAAGGAUGUGCAGGGCUCCUUUAAGAUGGCAUUAGCAGGGACUCUUGAGAUUAAGACUUCAAGAGAGAUAAAGAUUUCUGGAGCAAUCGGCCCGUGUGUCUCCCUGAACGCCAAAGGUCCCUGUGUGUCAGAAAAUGAAAUAGGAACUGGCGGAACAAGUCAGUGGAAAAUUUGUGGACUGGAUCCAAACACCACUCUUGGAUUCUACUUUGAGGUCGUGAAUCAGCACAAUGCUCCUAUCCCACAGGGUGGACGUGGAGCCAUACAGUACGUAACGCAGUACCAGCAUUCUAGCGGGCAGAGGCGCAUCAGAGUGACCACAAUUGCAAGGAACUGGGCUGAUGCGCAGACUCAGAUCCAGAGCAUCGCUGCAUCUUUUGACCAGGAGGCCGCUGCCAUCCUCAUGGCCCGCCUGGCCGUCUAUAGGGCCGAGACGGAGGAGGGCCCGGAUGUUCUGCGCUGGCUGGACCGACAGCUCAUCCGCUUGUGCCAGAAAUUUGGAGAUUAUCAUAAAGACGAUCCCAACUCAUUCCGUUUCUCCGAGACAUUCUCGUUGUAUCCUCAGUUUAUGUUCCAUCUGAGGAGGUCUCCAUUCCUGCAAGUGUUCAACAACAGUCCUGAUGAAAGCACCUAUUACAGACACCAGUUCAUGAGACAGGACCUGACCCAGUCUCUGAUAAUGGUACAGCCCAUCCUGUAUGCGUACUCGUUCAACGGGCCGCCAGAGCCUGUGUUGCUGGACAGCAGCAGUAUCUUGCCUGACCGCAUCCUCCUCAUGGACACCUUCUUCCAGAUUGUGAUUUUCCAUGGAGAGACUGUGUCUCAGUGGCGUAAAGCCGGGUACCAGGACAUGCCUGAGUAUGAGAACUUCCGCCACCUGCUUCAGGCUCCUGUGGAUGAUGCCCAAGAGCUUCUGCACACUCGUUUCCCCAUGCCACGCUACAUCGACACAGAGCACGGCGGCAGUCAGGCUCGUUUCCUCCUCUCCAAAGUGAAUCCUUCACAGACUCACAACAACAUGUAUGCAUGGGGUCAGGAGUCUGGCGCACCCAUUCUGACAGACGACGUGAGUCUUCAGGUGUUUAUGGAUCAUCUGAAAAAGCUGGCAGUGUCCAGCGCUGCCUAAGAGCCUCCGCUCAUCAAUCUUUUUCUCAGUAACACACAGCCAGCAGGGUCACAUUGGCACUGCCCUCAGUUUUCCCCAUUUAUAUCAUGCAUAUAUUGAGCCUAGAUCUUUGCAAACAGAGAUUGAGUCAAUCGUGAAGGGAAGUGUCAUUCUUGAAUGAUUAAUUAUGACAAAAAUGGUAAACACUACAUGUUUACAUCAGGACAAGACAUUUGUUACUGUUUUAAUCAGAAUGAAUUUAUUUAGCUAUGUGAGUGAACAAGCAACAUAGUUAAAGAAAUAGUUUACACAAAAAUAACAGUUCAUUUAUUAUGUACUCACCCUCAUGCUAUUAUUUCAAACCCAUAUGCUGUUUUUUUUUGGUAGCUGUACACAAACUCAAUUUUUUGAAGAAUUAUCUACACAAAAAUAGUCCAUAUGCUUUAUUUCCAAGUCUUCUAAAGCCAUGUAAGCUUUCAGUCAUUUCAGUUUUUUUAGUCGUUAUUCACUGCCUAACCCACAUUUGUCUCCAAAAUUAAAAAAAUGGCACAUUGCAGUAGUUUGCUAUACAAAUGUACAUAUGUACCAUUUUUGAUUGUCUUAUUUGAUUACAGGAGAGUUUAAAGUACUAUUAAAGGUCAUUAAUAUCCAUUAUUCAGAAGUAAAGGUCAUUAAUAUUCACUGACCUAUGUAAUCUUAGUUAAAUUAAGCAAUAAGCCAAUGCUGUUUGUUGUUGAUUGCUUCUGCGCACCAUUUUUGAAUGCUCUAGACAUGAAUUAUCUGAAAUUUCCUUGUACAAAGCUAUUGUAUGGCUUCAUAAAACCUGGAAUGUAGUGCAAAAGUCAUAUCGAUGUGCUUUUUUCCUAUGGCAAAAACCACAACAAUUCUUCAAAAGCUAUUUGCCAGCAUAUGGGCUUGGAUCAACAUGAGGGAGAGUAAAUAAUGACUGAACAUUCAUUCUUUGGCUGAACUAUUGCUUUGAAUCUGAUGUUUACGCGUACGAAGCUCUGUGAUGAGACUUAUGUUGAACGGAGACAGGAAACUAGCUGGUUUUAGCACACCUGCAGCAGAUACUUUUGUUUGCCUAGUCGAGGAAGGUGAAAGCAGUGCCAAUGUAGCCAAUUAAGCAUGAGAGCUCGAACGCCGCCUCUAGCCAACAGCGCAGAACAAUGGCUUAUUUUUAGACCCUGUGAGCGUCUCUUGUCUCGUUGCCGUUGAUGGUUUGUGUUUCAGCAUAGGGUUGAAUGCCCCGAUCCGAACACAGACUUGCGGAAUUUGUAAGCUGCCUUUCUGUCUGUAGCUCUGAUAUUUAUGAGCCGUUUCUAGCAGUAUUGUAUGUUUUGUUUCUAAUAAAACCGGCUUCGUGAUCCCA
Messenger RNA from Onychostoma macrolepis, 3789 nucleotides. RefSeq names its product Sec23 homolog A, coat complex II component (gene sec23a). Gene Ontology annotation, cellular component: endoplasmic reticulum exit site; COPII vesicle coat. Lineage: Eukaryota; Metazoa; Chordata; Actinopteri; Cypriniformes; Cyprinidae. Gene Ontology annotation, biological process: endoplasmic reticulum to Golgi vesicle-mediated transport; COPII-coated vesicle budding; COPII-coated vesicle cargo loading. Gene Ontology annotation, molecular function: zinc ion binding; GTPase activator activity. The record is from RefSeq and is a predicted model, not a curated record.